CACGUACGUACAGGAUCAGGAUGAGUUCAAGUCACAAGUGAUUAGCUAGCUUCCUGCCUCGAAUGUCAGCAGCCAUGGAAUCCAUGGCCACCGGCCAUGAAACCAUCGCAUCCAUCAUGAUGAACGACGAGGAGGAGGAGCUGCCCAGCUGCGACGGCAGCCACCACCGCCAGUCGAUGGACGUCGUCAGCGACGACGACGAGCUGUUCGAGCUCGACAUCACCUUCCUCCGCAGCUUCGACGACGACAACGAUCAGGAACACGACAGACAUGGUGAUGGCGGUGGAGUUCACCAUGCGCUGCUGGCCAACUGCCUGCUGCCGGUGAGCUCGGUGAGCAUGGCGGUGCCGGUCAUGGCGAGCAGCACGGUCUCGUGGUACUACCCCUUCUACGGUUACGGCGGCCCGAGGAGGUUCAGCAGCGGCGGCGGCAAAGGCAGGGGGAGGUUUCGCCUCUCCAGCAGGCGAUUCACUACCAUGUGGAAUUUUCAGAGGUAGCGGAUGUAAAAUAGGAGAGGAUCAGAUGAUCUUUGUCAAACCAAUACGAGACCCAAACACUUUUUUUUGCUGAAUCCUGAUUCCUGAAACCUUAUGUUGCUUCAAGUAACCUGAAACUGCAGAACAGCUGUAGUACACAGACGAGCGACUUUCUGAAAUGAGAGAUUGUUCCACUUUUCGGUACUGGGUACAUAA
Molecule: messenger RNA, 692 nt
Organism: Brachypodium distachyon (stiff brome)
Lineage: Eukaryota; Viridiplantae; Streptophyta; Magnoliopsida; Poales; Poaceae
Exons: 1
Coding region: 63-497 (144 amino acids)
Source: RefSeq, a predicted model, not a curated record